This is a messenger RNA of Cylicocyclus nassatus, 5025 nucleotides long. Lineage: Eukaryota; Metazoa; Nematoda; Chromadorea; Rhabditida; Strongylidae. The record is from the annotation of a GenBank genome assembly.
AUGACAGCAGAAGGAAGCGAGAAAGUAAAAGUUGCGGUGCGAGUUCGACCGUUCAAUAAAAGAGGUCAGUUUCUUGAAUCUUCUCGAAAACGUCAGCCAUUCUCAUCAGUCUUAGUCAUUGGAUCCAGCCAAGAAGAAGUGUUCAACUGCCUUGGAUCUGGUGUACUUGAAAAUGCAUUUUCCGGAUAUAAUGCAUGUAUUUUUGCUUACGGACAGACUGGCUCUGGUAAGUCCUACUCCAUGAUGGGUACAGCUGAACAACCAGGAAUCAUUCCUAGACUAUGUAAUGAGGUGUUUCGAAGGAUACAUGAGACAACCUGCGAAACCCUACAAUAUAAAGUUGAAGUUUCAUAUAUGGAAAUUUAUAAUGAACGAGUUCGAGACCUUCUGGACCCAAAGAAAUCCAAUAAACAUCAUCUCAAAGUUCGUGAGCACAAAAUUUUGGGACCCCUUGUCGAUGGCCUAUCUAUUCUUGCAGUUGACUCAUAUCAGCAAAUCGCGUCGUUAAUCGAAGAGGGGAACAAGUCAAGAACAGUGGCGGCCACGAAUAUGAAUGCUGAAAGUUCGCGUUCUCACGCUGUAUUCAACAUAACACUCACACAGAUCCUAAAAGACGUGGAAAAGGACUUUACUGGAGAGAAAGUAGCCAAGAUUUCUCUUGUCGAUUUGGCUGGAAGUGAACGAGCAGGAAAAACAGGAGCUAUGGGUAAACGACUUGAAGAAGGUGGAAAUAUCAACAAAUCCCUAACCACUUUGGGCAUGGUUAUUUCCGCAUUGGCUGAGCGGUCAAAUGGUAAGAAGGAGAAAUUUAUACCCUAUCGCGAUUCGGUGCUUACUUGGUUACUCAAGGACAAUCUAGGUGGAAAUUCACGUACUGUAAUGAUCGCUACCAUAUCCCCAGCAGGCGAUAAUUACGAAGAAACGCUGUCUACACUUCGUUACGCUGAUCGUGCCAAACGCAUCGUCAAUCAUGCCAUUGUUAAUGAGGAUCCCAACGCUAGGGUCAUUCGGGAGUUGCGAGAAGAAGUUGAGACGUUACGAAUGCAGAUCAGUCAGACUCUUAAAGAACAUUCUGAGACUGCUGAAUUACGAGAACGAUUAGCAGAAAGCGAAAGGCUGGUAGCUCAAAUGAAUAAAUCUUGGGAAGAACGUCUCAAGGAGACUGAAACGCUCAACAAGGAACGCCAGCGAGAUCUGGCCGAAAUUGGCAUAUCAAUCGAAUCAAGUGGCAUCAAAGUUGAAAAGGAUCGUUUCUAUCUUGUUAAUCUCAAUGCUGAUCCAUCACUUAAUGAAUUACUCGUAUACUAUAUCAAUUCAACUGCAAUCAUAGGAAACCUGGAUGAAAUAGAAACGAGCCUCGAUUCUGGGCUCGGAACGUCUGUUGAAGAUCUGGAUAAGAAAGAUGGGGGUGAACGUACCAGUAUCGUGCUCCGUGGAUUAGGUGUGAUGAGACGUCACGCUCGUCUGAGUGUCGUCGAGGAACGCGGACGGCAACGGCUUUACGUUGAGCCGCUGUCGAACGCCGGGAGGGUUUGCGUAAAUGGACGAGAAAUAUCUGACCGGACCUUACUGCGGCACGGCUACCGUCUUCUUAUCGGAAUGAACCACUUUUUCAGAGUAAACUGUCCUAAGGAUGUCGACAUGAAUCAGUCUGUUAUGGAUGAAAGUGUACUCUUUGACUACGAUGACGCAUGGCAUGAGGUGAACGGUGACGGUGGUGGAAAUCCUAUCUCAACAGCUGUUGAUCAGUACAUGGAGCAAGUCACGUUGAAGCAUCAAGAAGACAAGCAGGCCGCCCUUGAACGGCAGUAUGAAGCCUUCGAACGCUACAUCCAAAAUUUAACAGCUGGAGGAUUCACCCCAUCCACACCGAUGACUCCUGGAUAUGGUUUCGGGACUCCAUUGGGCACGCCAGGCACUGCUCUACCGCCAUUUCCGUUCCCAGCAAAUCCGAAGCAGAUGGUUCGCAGCAAGUUCUUCUAUUGGGCUCAGAGAAAAGAGGAGAUGUUCGCCGAGUCCUUGAAGAGGCUGAAGAGCGAUGUGGUCCGGGCAAAUGCCCUGACCCGCGAGGCUAACAUGAUCAGCCGUGAGCUUGGAAAUACUCGACGGCAAACCACAUACGACGUGACUCUUCAAAUUCCUGCAGCGAAUUUGAGACCAAGCAAAAUCAAGGCUGGAACAUUUGUCUGCGAACCUGUGAUAGUUGUCCGCCGUGCCGGAAUGAGCGGUAGCCAACUGUGGACGGUUGCACAGCUGGAGAACAAACUAAUUGAUAUGAGAGAGAUGUACAAUGACAAACUAAACGGAGUCAUACGGGAGUCAUCAUGUGCCUCUAGCCCUGAAGGAUCACCAUCACAUUCUGUGCCACAGACAUCGGUAGAUGAAGUCAUGAUUGACCCUUUCUUUGAGAGUCAGGAGCAUCACAAUCUGAUUGGGGUAGCCAACGUGUUCUUGGAGGUUUUGUUCCAUGAUAUGAAGCUCGAUUAUCAGGUGCCAAUAAUUUCCCAUCAGGGCGAAGUUGCUGGACGUCUUCAUGUGCAGAUUUAUAGGGUACCGAACUGCGAUACUGAAGGAGUGCAGUCGCCUGAUUGUGAAGGAAUGGAAAGGGCUGAGAGCUUACUUGGGAAAGUAAUUACUUGUCGGGUUCGCAUAAAGAAGGCGUCGUCUCUUCCUGAGUCAUUGUCCCACUUCGUCUUCUGUCAGUAUUCCUUCUUCAACCUAACGGAAAUGCUCGUCGUAGCGCCUGUGUUCGAUCCUUCGCAAACUUCAGAAUCGCAAACUCAAGCGUCGACCUUCGUUUUCGAUCAUGAAAAAGACUUCAAAGUAGUGGUGACCGAGGAGUUUUUGGAAUAUGUCCAAGACGAUGCUUUGUCCAUUGAAGUAUGGGGACAUCGCAACGGAGGUCUUGCUGAUACUGCCGAACCUAUACUAGAUGCAGAAGAGAAGAACAAAUCGUUGCAGGCGAGGUGGUCGGAGGUUUCGCGGCGUUUGGAGUUGUGGACCGAGUUCCGAGAAUUGAAUGAGACUGGGCAGUGGAUUCCGGUAGAAGUUCGGCAGCAGGAGGAUGUAGCAACUGGUGGAGUACAUCAGCUUAAACAGGGUCAACAAAGAAGGCUAGUUGUUGGACUAUCCCUUCCUCAACAUGGUGCAGGCUUACCACUUGGUAUAGAUACCAUAACCAGUGUCAGCAUCGGAUGUGUAUGUGUCAGUGACGCUUCUCAAGCAAGGAUGCUGGAUAGCUACCAGGAAGAAGAUCUUGAACGAAUACGAGCUCAGUGGACUCUGGCGCUGCAAAGUCGUCAUAAGUACUUAGAACAACAACUAGAUUCGCUUUCUUCGAUUUCAAACAAAACCGAGGCUGAGAUUGAAAGAGAGCACUCGCUCAUGGGUCAGUGGGUAUCUUUGACUGAAGAACGUACGGCAGUGUCCAUUCCAGCGCCAAAUUCGGACAUUCCUGGGGCGCCUUGUGAUUGGAUCCCACCUCCUGGUGUUGAAGAGCAUGUUCCAGUACUAUUUCUUGAUUUGAAUUCUGACGAUAUGACAGGAGAAUUGACGAGUGAUGAGAAUACUCCUCGCAUUGCGGGUUUACAUUCAAUUUUGCCUAAAGAAGAAAGCGGUGGUCCGUUGAUAAUGCUACCUAUAGUGCACUUUGAUGAUAAGGAGUUAAUCGCAACGUGCUCAUGGGACAGUUCAAUUCACGAUCAACCAGCGCUGAAUGUGCCAACAUCGUCAAAUGAAAGGGUCUAUGCUAUAGUUAAGGUCGGCGUACGGCUGUCGCAUCCAUGUGCAAUGGAAUUGGUCCUUCGCAAACGGGUUUGCCUCAAUAUUUACAAAAAGGCCAGUCUUACGGAGCGUAUACGGAAACGAAUCGUUGGUGCUGAUCCAUUACAUCGUACCGCUGUAUAUUACGAUGUUGUCGCUCAUUUGCCUAAGUCCUCUCACGAUAUGGAAGAACGAGCUUCUCUUGCGUUGAUGGCGGCACGUCAUACGGCAUCGGCAGAAGAAGAGCAAGCAGGCGAAGAUGGGCGAUGUUCAAACAAGCAGCUAAGCUACAUUGAAGCGUAUACAAAAUCUAUACAAGCAGUCGAAUCAAUGCUGAAGUUGGAUCGGCUGCGACAAGAAGUAGCUAUCACAAAUAUGUUGAGCAGGAGAGAUAGGCAUCAAAGACUAUCGCAUCUGGGCCUUCCCAGUCAAUCGUUCCGCAUGAAGCGAGCCGUCAGCCUUCCAAACACGAACUCACUACCAUUCAACCAAAUACCACCGUCUCGGCACGGUGAGCCAGUUGAGUCGCACCGUAAGCUACCGCCUUCGUCAGAUACGCCGAUGUCGAUGUCGACCACGUCAAUGGUGACAAGUCUUAUUAGUCCACUCAACGAAAAACUAUGUGGUAUUGAUGAGGAAUCGGCAAAAACGGAGCAGAGCCUUCCUGUUCGUUCAUCGACGGUCCCGGAGACCUUGAACACCUCAGCUGCUCGAGAGACGUUAUACGCUGCAGACAUCCGGAAUGGUAACAUGUCAGCUGCGUCCGUGUUGACCACAUCGUCGCUGCUCACUUCGUCGUCGACCGAUGAGGAGAACCGCCCAGACAUGGAUAUCCUACACCUGAAUAAUAAUCAACAGCUGGGCAAAGAGAAACUCUAUUUGAAAGGAAUUUGUGCAAAGAAUGGCUGUUAAUCGGCGCUUCUAGAAUUAUCGGUGCAAUUAUGAAUUAGUAGAAACGGCUUAUAACAUCGAUCUCGAUUGUUUAUUGUUUGUGAUACCAGACCCUUCCCCUGUCCUGUGCUUUUCCCGUCGACAUUUCUAUUCCUCUCCUGUCCAUUUCACCAUUUGUGCAUUUUUUUUUGGCAAUUGUCAUCUGAAGAUCUACGUCGUCUGAAAAUAUUUAUUAUAUCUUUCUUUCUCGAUUGUCGCUUGGUUGACACGCAAAAGGAUGAAACCACCGGUGGACGUGGAUUUCCUGUCGUAUACCUUGAGGUGCAAUCAUUUGUAACAAUUAUCAAUUGUAAAUUAUCAAUAAAGUACUAG